Messenger RNA from Neomonachus schauinslandi (Hawaiian monk seal), 779 nucleotides. RefSeq names its product methyltransferase-like protein 22. Lineage: Eukaryota; Metazoa; Chordata; Mammalia; Carnivora; Phocidae. The transcript has 4 exons. Gene Ontology annotation, biological process: protein methylation. The coding region runs from base 58 to 729 and encodes 223 amino acids. The record is from RefSeq and is a predicted model, not a curated record. Gene Ontology annotation, cellular component: nucleus. Gene Ontology annotation, molecular function: protein methyltransferase activity.
CUGCUGUCCCAUGAUUCACGAGGAACCCGGCCAUGGUGGCUGGCCCCCACCCCAGCUAUGGAUGAGGUCACCUUCAAAAGUGACACUGUGCUCUCAGAUGUCCACCUCUACACCCCGAACCACAGGCACCUCAUGGUGCGGCUGAAUGGCAUGGGGCAGCCCGUUUUCCUGUCCCAGUUCAAGCUUCUGUGGAACCGAGACUCUCAGACAGACUCAGGGGUUGAGGGUGGCCGUCAUGCCAUGGGCCCCACAGAGGAAAUGCCUCCCUCUGGGCCGGGCAGUGCCAGACCCCCUCUGGGGAGUGGCUGCAGGAGUGAUGCCACCAUCCAGGAUGGGGUGGGAGCUCGGCUGGACGAGGACGGAGAUUUGGACGUUGAGAGGAGACCACGGGCAGCUUCGGACCCUGAGCCAGUGGGGCCUCCGAGAGACAAGGUACAUCCCACAAUUCUAACACAGGAGGAAGAUGACCCCCUGGCAGACGAAGCACAAGAGAGCAGCCCCCAGGAUAUCAUCAGAAUAGAACACACCAUGGCCACCCCCCUGGAGGAUGUUGGCAAGCAGGUGUGGCGGGGUGCCCUGCUCCUGGCUGACUACAUCCUGUUCCAACGGGACCUCUUCCAGGGACGCACUGUGCUGGAGCUCGGGGCAGGCACGGGGCUGGCCAGCAUUAUGGCAGCCACCGUGGCGCGUACCGUUUACUGCACAGGUAGGCCCACCAUCUCGGGCUGAGGGGAAGUAGUUUCCCCACAGGGUGCGCCCUGCUAUGUCAGAAAGUGAGG